Chilo suppressalis (striped riceborer) is the source of this 3289-nucleotide messenger RNA. Lineage: Eukaryota; Metazoa; Arthropoda; Insecta; Lepidoptera; Crambidae. The record is from the annotation of a GenBank genome assembly.
AUGAACCUUAAUGCAGGGUAUUAUAGAAUUUAUAUUUCUUAAUGUACUCACUCAGUCUAUUUUCCAAAUAUUUAUAUGUGGUGAAAACUUUUUUAGGCGUUUUUCAUUUUGUAUUUUUACAUUUAUUGCUCUGAAAAUAUGAGUAUUUACCACUGGAAACUUGGAGAUAUAGCACUUGCAAGAGUGUGUCACAAAGUUUACGCAAAAGUUAGAGUGGUAAAAGAUGAGAAAGGUUUAUUUUAUGAUGACAAAGUUCUAGGAAUAUCUUCAAACGAAGAUGACAGUAUUACUACUACUGAAGAACUAUGUUACUAUGUUGAAAUAAGCCGUACAAAGGAGAGAAUUUGGUUGCCCUACACAAGUCUCCACCUUGCAGAGCGUUCCCGGCCUUUCUAUGGCAAAGAUAGUACGGAAAAAGUGCGAGUGCUUAAGCCAAUAGAAAAUAAAUCACCAAAGAAGAGGAAGAUUAAGGAAGACUACACAUUGCCCAUGAAUGUGAAGCUCUCUAAACUGAAGGAGCCCGAUCUGAACACAAACUAUGAUAUACUUCACAUGCCUCUCAAGAAGGGCAAAUAUGACAACGCAUUCCAAGAAUUCGUGAGGCGAGGAAAAGAAAUGCUGUUUGAUAACUAUUUCUUUUGCAUGCAAACAGCGAAGAACAGAGAUGAGGAUUGCCUAGAUUAUUUAUUGAAUGUGGAUGCUAGUACAGAGGACAAGUUCGAAAUGGUGCUGAGAAAUGUUGCAACUGAGAAAGAAGUCGAGAACUAUUUGCGUCAAUGUUGGAGGUACAACUUCGUCCAGAAGCAGUUGGACACCAAAGAGAUGUUGGACAGUUUGCACACGUCCCCGGAGAAGCAAGCGAUAACGAUGCAUGCUCCGUGGUGCCUCGUAUGCGGGAAACCGGACAAACUGAGGGAGUGUCCCAAAUGUCCUGCGUCUUUCCACCUGCCUUGUAGGAAGGAGUGGCUGGUCACCAUCUUACAUCGCAAAAAGCCCCCGAAGCAAGCGCCGGCGCAGACGUUCGUGAAGAAGAUCCUCUCCAGCACGAGGGUCAUCAGCUCCGUGCAGAAGAACAAGGAGAACGUGGAGCUGUGCCCCAGCUGCAUGUGGGGACCGAAAAUUGGAUAUGAGGACGUGGUCUGGCACAAACUGGGCACUUGUCCAUGGUGGCCGGCCAAAGUGUUGCCUCCGGGGGCGGUGCCGUCUUGUCUGUUGGCAAGAAAGCAUUCGCCGAGAGAUUGGCCUCUGCAAUACUAUGUGUUCACGAGUAUAUACUGCCAUCGGGCAAUAUUCCGCUGUCUGCUGAAGUACGCGUGCAUAUUAAUCUACUCCACUUCAAUAUUACUGGUGAGAACAAGUUCUCGUGGGGCGCGUCGGGCCGCAUGUGCCUGCUUCUGCCGUCACACACGGCGGCGCUGGCGGCGCGCGAUCCCAUUCUGCGGCAGGCCAUGCUCGACGCGGAGGAUGACUACAUCGCUACCUACCUCACUUAGGAAGCAUAUAACUGUAUAAGGAUAGAAUGGUGUCAAUACUGGCAUGAUUCUCCAAACUUAAAACUAAAUUUAACAUCAAUCUCUCCUUUUCAUUCUGUAUAGAGAAUGACAAGGAUAAACUGUUGUUAAAUUUAAGUUUAGAUUUAGAUAGCCGUGCCAGAAUCGACACCAAUAUUAUAGUUAUUAACGGGUCUGCUACCAUGCACCUUGCUUUUGUGAGUCUCCGAUAUUAUUCCGUGAUCAUGGCGCUUACAACAGUGCCGAAACAUCGGGGACUCGCAAAAAACAAGCCUGCACUGUAGCAAUCCCGUUAAUACCUACACUCGGCGUCAAAUAAAUCGCACCUCCGCGAAGAUAACUUUCAAGCGUUUUUAUAACCCUUAACACACGCAUUUUACCCCACCAAUAUUGGUUUUAUUUGAUAACUCAUUAAAUGAACUUGAAUAAACAAUUCGAUUAAUUUAUAUUUUUAUUGGAACAGUGUAAAAAACAAUUGGAGUUACAAAUCAAUAAAAAACCCUUAAUUAAAAACAUAAUUUAAAAAAAAACAAAAAGUUUUUUAAAGCUAACCAGCUUUAUAAAAAUAUAUAUAUUUUAGAUUUAAUAUGAAGUGUUUUUUGUGAAAGAUCUUUUCGGAAAAACCCCCAUUUGAACCUGUAUUAUCUCUUUUAUACCCACUAAAGGUAUUGCAACUAGUGGCCCUUUUGAGGAGCAAAAUUGGCAUUAUUUUAAGUCACAUUUGUGGUAUUAGUCUUUUUUUUUUUAAUGAAAUAAAAUGGUUUUUUUUUAAGUUUAUUUAAUAGGCUUUCAAAUGACUUCAAUAUUGGUGGGGGUACAAGCGCAUGUUAAGGGUUUUAAUAACACGUGAAAGUUAUUUUCGCGGAGGCGCGAAUGUGCCUUUAUCUUCAGAAGAAACAGUUUUAUUAAUAUUAUUCGAUUUAUAUUUCUUAUUUUGUAUUGUAUAAUUGUUAGAUAACUUCACUAGAGUCUGUGCGGAAAGAGAAUGGGAUUUAGAUUGGAGUGCGCUGUAGUACUUUUCUACCGUAUUUGUAAGGUUUUACCCCUUUUAGACAUGAUUAAAUACAAAAAAUCGCAAGAAAUCACAACAACAAACAAAUCCGUAUCAAUACAAAACAUUGACGUUUUACAGGUUGCCUAAUUUUUUUUUUUAAAGUUCCGUUUUUCGCCACGCCCAUUCUCUUUCCGCACAGACUCUAACGUAGAUACUUUACAAAAUCUUGUUUGAUAAAUAAACAAGUUAAACUUGUUUCGUUGCAUGUGAUAUUUUUAUAAUUUAUUUUAUUGGACGAUAUUUCCAAUCAUGUUUUUUUUAUUGUUACUGUAUUUUUACGUCGCGUAAGUACCUAGUCUUUCGAUUGUUGAUUUUUAUCUAGGUUUUAUAUGACACUCGUAAUUUUAGCGCAAAAAUGUUCGUUUCAUCAAAAUAAUGACGAUCAUAAUUGCUUUAAUGUCUUAUUGUAUUACGUCAAAACUAAUUGAUUUUCAUUUGGCAAAUUUGAAGAUAAAAUCUUAGUUAUUUCAUUAUCAUAAGAAUGAAGAUAGAUUUUAAUCAUAAGACGCUUAAAAUUAAUUAAAUGUAGAUAUUAAAGAACAGAUAAUAAUAUGUACAUAGUUGUGAAAACGUUUAAAAAUCGAUCUAUCAUGCUUUGACAGGCGCUAUCUUCUACGUGAUAAAUAUUUAAAGUCUAGAUUUAAGUAAAUUUUAUCAUUGGAAUUUUAAAGACUGAUUAUGUAGCAACAGAGAGAAAAGAAUCUUAAUCAAUAAAUGGAUAUAA